Salvia miltiorrhiza (redroot sage) is the source of this 813-nucleotide messenger RNA. RefSeq lists its product as uncharacterized. NCBI's taxonomy places the organism in Eukaryota, Viridiplantae, Streptophyta, Magnoliopsida, Lamiales, Lamiaceae. The record is from RefSeq and is a predicted model, not a curated record. The coding region runs from base 86 to 658 and encodes 190 amino acids. The transcript is spliced from 5 exons. Gene Ontology annotation, biological process: protein transport.
CAUUAAUCGCGGGAAUUCAACUGCUAGCUAAAUACAAGCUUUUCAUCAAGUAUCAAGAUAAUUAAUCAAGAAAAGAACACACAACAUGGGAAAGAUACUGAAUACUCUGCUAAGAAGGAGCCCAUCAAAAACAUCGUCGAAGCUGGCGAUGAUGGCCAGGCUCGCGAUCUCGAGAAUCGCGAUCCUCAAGAACAUCCACACCGCGAAGUGGAACAUAGCGUGCUCCGAUGCCCUCCAGCUAUUGCCUGGAGGACAUCCGAGACGAGAACUAGCCCUCAUCAAGGCCGAGUUAGCCAUCACGGAGCAAAAAACAUUGGACGCGUAUGCUAUGAUCGAGGUUUACUGCCGUCUCCUGGCUGAGAAAACAGAGAUGAUCACAGACAGCAAGGAGUGCCCUAAUGAGCUGAAGGAGAUGGUUUCGAGCUUGAUAUUUGCUGCUUCAAGAUGUGGACAGUUUCCAGAGUUGGAAAAGAUUCGUCAAAUGCUCACAUCCAAAUAUGGAAAAGAUUUUGCAUAUAGUGCGAUUGAAAUAAGAAAUAACUGUGGGGUGCAUCCUAAGAUGGUGCAUAAAUUAUCUUCACUGCCACCAACCAUGGAAGCCAAGGAGAAUCUGCUCAAGAAAAUCGCGAGAGAUAAUAACAUUGCUUAUAUAGCAUGAAUUAUCCGAAUAUCAGCAUUAUAUAGCAUACAAAAAUAUUUAUUAAGGAGAUUCAUUGAUGUAAUCAUACAACAAUUCAUUUUGUAUAUAUAUGUAAAGUUGUACAGACGGGGUACUCUUUAUUCUACUCAGGUGUAUAUUUUUUUUAAUUUAAU